AAAUAUAUUAAAAAAGGAAGACAGAGAGACUCUUUCAAGUGAUCUAUCUCCCUCCUCAACCGCAGACACAGUUCUCUAUCUUCUCAGAGCAAAAAUGGAGGUUGCUCUUCUCUCAUUCUCUUCUUCCAUCUCUCCUCUCUGCCACAACCGAGCCUUAACCCUAUCUCCCAAACUCUCCAAACCCUCGAACUACCCUCGCCUCCCAGUCAUCAGAUCCGCAGUCUCUCGCUCCAAGAAGGAAGAAACCGUCGAGACCGUCAAGUCCCAUCUCGAGAACUGCCACCUCCUCGCCGCCAUCAACUACAAAGGCCUCACCGUCAAGCAGUUCCAAGACCUCCGCAGAACUCUCCCCGACACCACGAAGCUCGUCGUCGCCAAGAACACUCUCGUCUUCAAGGCCAUCGAAGGCACCAAAUGGGAAGCUCUCAAGCCUUGUAUGAAAGGCAUGAACGCUUGGCUCUUUGUUCAGACCGAUGAGAUCCCUUCCGCCAUCAAACCGUACCGGAGUUUCCAGAAGGAACGCAAACUCGAGGACAAUGACUUCGCCGGUGCUGUCUUCGAAGGUAAGUUCUACGCUCCUGACAACUUCAAGGCCCUUGAGACGAUGCCUACACGAGCUGAGGUUUACGCUAAGAUGCUCGGAGCUCUCCAGAGUCCGGCGAUUAAUCUCGUAUCUACUUUACAAGCGCCGGCCAUUGAGGUUAUCAUGGUGCUUAAGGCUUAUGUCAAGAAGCUUGAAGAUGAGAGUAACAAUGCAUAAUUAGUUAAAAGCAAUUCACUUUCUUGUUUAUGACUCGAGCAGCAAGCAAUUGUUUAUUACAGUUUUAUUGAAAUGUUUUUUUUU
Brassica oleracea var. oleracea is the source of this 844-nucleotide messenger RNA. RefSeq names its product 50S ribosomal protein L10, chloroplastic. Gene Ontology annotation, cellular component: large ribosomal subunit. The transcript has a single exon. The record is from RefSeq and is a predicted model, not a curated record. NCBI's taxonomy places the organism in Eukaryota, Viridiplantae, Streptophyta, Magnoliopsida, Brassicales, Brassicaceae. Gene Ontology annotation, biological process: translation. Gene Ontology annotation, molecular function: structural constituent of ribosome. The coding region runs from base 95 to 760 and encodes 221 amino acids.